This is a messenger RNA of Histoplasma mississippiense, 408 nucleotides long. Its product is annotated as NADH-ubiquinone oxidoreductase subunit B17.2. The record is from RefSeq and is a predicted model, not a curated record. The transcript has 7 exons. Gene Ontology annotation, cellular component: membrane. NCBI's taxonomy places the organism in Eukaryota, Fungi, Ascomycota, Eurotiomycetes, Onygenales, Ajellomycetaceae. Gene Ontology annotation, biological process: response to oxidative stress; mitochondrial respiratory chain complex I assembly. Bases 1 to 408 code for a protein of 135 amino acids.
AUGUCGACAAUACUCCGUACCGCCCGCAACUUGUGGCGGAUUGGCUUCAAAGAAUAUGGCCACCAAAUGCAGUAUAUUGGCGAUACCAAAGCUGGGACGUUGAUAGCUACAGACCGAUACGGAAACAAAUAUUAUGAGAAUAUGGAAGAGCUACCGCUUCGAACGCGCUGGGUCGACUAUACACAGAAAGAAUUCGACGCAUCCCAAAUUGAUGUUGGCUGGCACGCAUGGUUAGCCUAUAUGGUCGACAAGCCUCCAACUCAAGAUGCAAUCUUGCAAGCCGGCGUGCGAUCAUGGGAACUGCCGGAGCACCGACCAACUAUGACCCUAACUCGUGGCGCGUACAAACCAUAUUCCACCGUGAGGCCGAAAUAUUCUGCUUGGAAGCCCGUUGCAGUACCCAGAUAA